This is a messenger RNA of Salvelinus namaycush (lake trout), 1338 nucleotides long. Its product is annotated as protein FAM177A1-like. The transcript is spliced from 5 exons. Lineage: Eukaryota; Metazoa; Chordata; Actinopteri; Salmoniformes; Salmonidae. The coding region runs from base 194 to 715 and encodes 173 amino acids. The record is from RefSeq and is a predicted model, not a curated record.
UCAAAUGUGUGUUUCUGGUGUGUAUUAGGUUUCAAAACUAAUGAAGGACUUGGUAUUUUUCUUUUUUCUUUUGUCUUGACUGACCAUUCCAGUAGCAUCAAAGUGGAGGAAAUGUAUUUACUCUGAGCUGAGAAAACAUUUAUACUCUACAGGCAGCAGCACAAGGAAAGGAAAACAUUUUCUUCAGUGAAGAAUGAGCGAAAGUUUCAAGGAAGGCCCUGACAUUCAGGGGACACAGUUCAGGGGUCCCUCUCUGUCCCAGCAGAGGAGGGUCAUCCAUUUCUCCAGCGGUGAGACUCUGGAGGAAGAUAACAGUGAGGAAGAGGAGGAUACAUCACAUGAGCAGGUGUUUAGGGAGCCUGAAGACAUGCUUAAACUCCCGUGGAAAGCAUAUACUUGGUCUCUGGGCAGGAAGUCAUUGCGCACUUGUGAUUUUCUUGGGGAAAAACUGGCUGGUCUACUUGGCCUUAACACUGCCAAAUACCAGUAUGCUGUAGACGAAUAUCAACGCUCCAUUAAGACCACAGCCAGUAAAGAAACUGAAUGCUCUUAUGAGGAAGGCACAGAGAGAAUUCACCUUUCUUCAAGGAUGAGCAGUGAAUAUGGGGCCACAAGCUUCUACAGACUCCCUGCUGGUUCUCAAGCCUCCCAAAACAUUGAGCACAGAACUACAGGAUCCCACAACAAGGGCUAUCAAAAUGAUAAUGAGCACUGAGAAAGAACUAGCUAUUAUGAAUUUAACAUAUUAACAUGUGUUAAGAAAGCUAAUAUUAAUGUUGAUGUGUGUAUUUUUUGCUGUUCCUCUCGCUAUGGUUUCUACCAAACCAGGGUUCAAAUACAUGUAUAUUUGAUAUUUAAAAUACUUGUUUCUGUGUAUUUGAGUAUUGCCCAAAACCAGUACCUUUAUACUCCUAAGACCCAGGAAUACCUUUUUGUCCUCUCUGGUGGACAUCAGUUCUUGGUCCAUAUCACUGAGGCCAUACAAGCCACUGUAUUGAGUCCUGCUGCCGUCAAAAUUAGGCAAUUUUAUGGAAAAUUUUAAGAGUGUGUAAUUAUUAAUUCUUUUUGUGAGUUUGAUAUUCAAAUUGUUUCUAGAAAGUGAAUAUCUCAGGAAUAGUUAAGUGAGUUGUCAGGACGGUGUAAUAAUUGUUUCACAUUAAAUAAGGGCUAAAUAAGAGCUUAUCAAGAAAUAUCCUCUGUAGUGGACCACCCGGAUGCCGCAACUAUGUUUUCACCUACUGUACCCAUUGACUGCAAUGUCCAUUUUUUUCAUAUUUACGUCCUAAUGACCACCACAGGGAACAAUUUUGCACUUACAAUAAAAGAUAAAUAACAAUA